CCAACCACAGGUACAGGGCAUUGUGAGCAAAAUUGUUCCCUUUGACAACAUUGAUACUGAUGUGAACAUUGUCAACCAGGCUGAGUCUGUCACUGUUAGUGGUGUGAGGUAUGAUAAAGGAUCAGCGGUUGUUCUUGGAACAGAUGGUGGUUUGUGCCAGUUUGGCAGAAUUGACAUCAUUCUUGUUCAUGCAGGAACCGUAAACUUCAUUGCAAUGGAAUUGCACACAUCAAAAUUCAGUAGGCAUCAUCAUGCUUAUGUUGUCAGUGAAACAAACAAGUAUGUUCCAGUCAAAGUCAGUGACCUCUUGGAUUUUUAUCCCCUUGAAAUAUACAGUCUUGCAAAUAUAAACUACAUUCCUCUAAAACAUCGUGUCCACAUGGAAAUGUAAAAGUGUGCAAAUGAUGAGCAAUAGUAUUUUAAUUUUGGCAUUGCUUUUUGUUUUGUUUUAUCUGGCUGCAGUUCCCACAAUGGAGUACCUUGUAACAUGUGGCAUGUCCAGGAAGGUGGUUAAAGCUGCAGACAACUCUGAACUAGAAGCUAGAAUUAGAGAAGUUUUUGAGAUUCCUGAGAAAAACAAAAUCACCUUACAAGUCUACAGCCAGAAAUGGGGGGAGUACAUUGACACCAGAGCCCAAGAUGUUGAGAGCAGUGCCAAAAUAAAUGUUAUCAAUUAUGAGAGUGAGUUUCCUCUUAUAAUACCAAGCAGUUCAGAGUCUAAUUUUGACACAAUGAGUAUCCCAUCCUUCUCAUCCGUGAGUCAGAUUUUGUCUGACAGUGGGAGUGACAUGCUUGUCUCAGACUGUGUCUCAUCACCAGACCAGGACAACUGCAGUGUUCCAGUUCCAAAUAUGAGUGAGUCACUGGUGACAGUUGGUGCACAGAAUUGGCCAUCACCAUUCAAGCUUCAUUGGCAGUGCUUCCCCCCAGACCUGAAGAUGGCUUUGGCAGAGAAGAAGCAACUUGACAUCAGACAACAGAAGAAGCUGGUACAAGCUGUUUUCGAUGAGAUGAGGAGAGUUACCUGGACACCACACCCCUGGCAAUACGAUGAAGCGGCUCGUGCUAUCACUGAAACCUACCCACAUCUUGCUGACAAGACACCACUCUGCAAGCCUCAUGACAUAUGGAAAGGUCGACUUUCUGAUAAGUUCAGAAAUGAAAGGAAGAGGAAGAGGACUCAAGAUCAACUUUCCAGUCCUGAAACGGUUGCUCCAAAGCGACAGCGAUCAAGCACUCAAUCAAGCACCUUGCAGCUUCCAGAAGGAGAGGACGAAGUGUCAAUGGAGAGACACAUUAGUGCCCUGUGCGAAGAACACAAAAAGCGGCAGGGGGAUGAGAACAAAAUUGACAAACUUAUGGAUCUAACCUUUCCAGUAAGAAGGCAAGCCAUCCUCAAGAAGGCACUGGUGGUCGACAUCAAGGCACAAUAUCCUGCGCUUUUCACACCGAAACAGAUCUUUCUUGAGUUGGGCAGAAUGAUACCAUCACUAGAGUCUUUGAAUGCUGACAUCUGCAUCAAGAAAAUGUCACCAUAUGUGUCGGCAAUUAUGAACUACCCGUUCUACAAGAAGGCUGAUGAAAGCUUCCUUCGGCUGAUCCAGACAAAGAUAUUUUCUUCUGAAGCAGACACCGAGAAGGAAUAUUUAAAGACUGCUGGAGCAAUUCUGAUGCUGCCAUCUUUCUUUGUUGGCGAAAACCGCACUCAUCUCAUCACUGACCAAAAGGAUGAGUCUGCUGUUCAUGUUCAGCCACACCUACAAUACUCUGGGCAACAGAAGGACCUCUUGUCCAUGGAGGACAGCUAUGCUGUGUAUGCAGAGCAACAGGAGCUAUUCGAGGUUACAGGCCUCAUCGAUGGUCUGUUGACAUUGCUGGCCACAUACUUCAUCUUUGAUAUGGCAUACCCAAAAGGUAUUAGAAACACCCUAACAUUCCUGCAGUUGAAUGUGUUGAAGAUGACUCAAGGGGCUAAACCCCCAAAACCUGUGAGUAGAGUCAUAAAUCUCCUCAGAAAGGGUGAUGAGUAAUUAAAUUGACCCUCAUAACAAACCAUAUCAGCUGCUCAUUUUUUGUUUUAAUUUUUAUAUUUAAUUUCAGUUUCAUUGUCUUUAUUUUGGUGUUUUUUUUAGUUUCUCAGAUAGUUUAUGGGAAAAGAAGAAGAGAGUACAUGUACUUUCAUUAAUAGUAAGUCAACAACUUUGAACACUAAACAUGGAGGGGGAUAUCCACAGGAUUCAUACAAAGGUCGUAUUAAUUGUAGAUUUGCCUGCUGCUACUCUUUGUCAGCAACUCUAUUUUAUUAUUUGUUGGUUAAUCUGCUUAUGAUUGAUCAUUUCUGGGGGAUAAAAACCUAAACGAUAAAGGCCCUAAAACAAAGGCCCCCCCCCCCAAAGAAAACAAUGGGAAGAAUUGUACUUUGUGUAAGAAAAAUGUAAUAAUAUUUGUUUGUAUUAUUCAAAGAGUGUCAGGAGCACACCUUGAUUUUUUUCUAAGUCUGAGAAAAGUCUCAAACUUCAAAGAAAAACUGAACUCAUUUUGUCAGCAACACUCGGUUAUUUGUUGGUUAAUCUGCUUAAGAUUAAUCAUUUCUGGGGGAUAAAAACCUAAACGAUGAAGGCCCAAAAACAAGGCCCCCCCC
Patiria miniata (bat star) is the source of this 2641-nucleotide messenger RNA. RefSeq lists its product as uncharacterized. The transcript has 8 exons. Bases 402 to 2030 code for a protein of 542 amino acids. The record is from RefSeq and is a predicted model, not a curated record. Lineage: Eukaryota; Metazoa; Echinodermata; Asteroidea; Valvatida; Asterinidae.